Nothobranchius furzeri (turquoise killifish) is the source of this 5264-nucleotide messenger RNA. The record is from RefSeq and is a predicted model, not a curated record. Lineage: Eukaryota; Metazoa; Chordata; Actinopteri; Cyprinodontiformes; Nothobranchiidae.
CAGGCAGAGCGCAAAUUUUGGGAGCGAUCUGCUUCGCAGCUGGUGUGUUCUGGGUGUUAGGCUCCCUAUGGUGGCUUUUUACUGCACUUCCUGUAAUGUCAGGGGAAUAUUACCGUAUUAAAUGUAGUAAGUGCUCCCUACCAUAAAACACCGAGUGCCAAAACCAGAUAAAAGAAAUGCAUACUGUGUAUGACUCUUUUGCUUGUCACCUAGAAUCUUCUGGAGCUGAUCCGUAUUGGCAGCAGCCAUGCAAGUAAUUCUGUUGCUUAGGAAACUGAACUGUUGUUGCCUAAUUUGACCACAGGAUGUCAUUCUUACACAUUGCACCUUUAAGUAAAACUUUACAAUCUGCCCCAACGAAUGAAGGGACAAACUUAAACCAUCUUUUGUUUCCAGUUGUGUUUUCAAUAGUUUAAUCCUGUCAUCACUUUGCUCCAGGUUGCUGACAACAAUCCGCUUAAUUGACUGUGAUGUAACAGCUACAAAUAAAAGAGGAAGCUCCUCUGAAAGAGCCUUUUCCCCAUGCAGAGCCUCCAAAAACUGGUUGUGACUUGUAAUGCACCAUUGAUGUUGGUGAGAGAGGGAGGGACAGAGAGGGAGAGAUAACACAGUAAACACUCAGCUCCUAUGACAGAGCCGUUCCGCUUCAUCAUCUUCAUCAUCAUCAUGCAGUGAGCGCACGGUGAGAGGAGCCUGGAGGAGUCGCACCACCACCAGCCGGGUUGUGAUCAGCUGUGGAGUUUGCGCAGCAGUGAUGUUCCUCAUCUGUUAGCUACGUGUGGAAACGGACACACACACACAGAGGGAGAGAAGGAGAGAGAGGAACCGGGGGGCAGAAACGCACCGGUUUGUUGUUGCUGACGCCGCGUCCACUGGACUGACAUCGCAUGGGGACAUGAACAGUGUGGAUCCAGCCUCUAACAAACUGUUGACUUUCAAUCAGCGCUCUGCCUCAGAGGACCUGGGCUGCAGGCGUGGAGACUUCAGCAGGAAACACUAUGGGUCGGUCGAGCUGCUGAUCUCCAGUGAUGCAGAUGGGGCCAUUCAUCGGGCGGGACGCUUCAGGGUGGAGAAUGGCUCAUUAGAUGAGACUUCAGAAUACACUCCGGGGACAUGGAGGAGAACGGAUGUCCAUCUGGAAAACCCAGAGUACCACACCAGAUGGUACUUUAAAUACUUCUUGGGAAAAGUCCACCAGAAUUAUGUGGGUACGGAUGCAGAGAAAAGCCCUUUCUUCCUGUCAGUUGUGCUCUCGGACCAAAACAACCAGCGGGUCCCUCAGUACAGAGCAAUCCUCUGGAGAAGGACGGGCACGUUGAAGAUCAGCCUUCCCUACAGCCCAACAAAAACACUGUCAGUUAAGUCCAUCUUAAGUGCAAUGAACAUGGACCGGUUUGAGAAAGGCCCCAGGGAGAUCCUCAACCCAGACAUUCAGAAGGACCUGCUGGUGUUAGAGGAGCAGGAGGGUUCUGUCAACUUUAAAUUCGGUGUGCUGUUUGCUAAAGAUGGGCAGCUCACAGAUGACGAGAUGUUCAGCAACGAGACGGGGAGUGAGAGCUUUGACAAGUUUCUGAAACUGCUGGGUGACACCAUCACGCUGCAGGGAUGGGCGGGAUAUCGCGGAGGGCUUGACACAAAGAAUGACACUACAGGAAUCCAAUCCAUCUACACCGUGUAUCAAGGGCAUGAGCUCAUGUUUCACGUGUCUACCAUGUUACCGUACUCUAAAGACAACAAACAGCAGGUGGAGAGGAAACGGCACAUUGGGAAUGACAUCGUUACCAUAGUGUUUCAGGAAGGGGACGAUGCGUCGUCAUCCUUCAAACCAUCCAUGAUCCGAUCCCAUUUCACCCAUAUUUUUGCAUUAGUUAAGUAUAAUAGCCAGAAUGACAGUUACAGGUUAAAGAUUUUCUCCGAGGAGAGCGUCCCCCUCUUUGGACCCCCUCUCCCGUCUCCGCCGGUGUUUACUGACCACCAUGAAUUCAGGGACUUUUUAUUAGUCAAAUUAAUUAAUGGAGAAAAAGCCACGCUGGAGACGCCAACCUUUGCCCAGAAGCGCCAGCGAACCCUUGACAUGUUGAUCCGCUCGCUUUGCCAGGACCUUACACCCGACCUGCACAAGGUUCCUUUUUCUCCCCAGAACAUGUUGAAUCGACGGUCGUUCAGCGACGUGCUGCCCGAGUCUCCAAAGUCAGCGCGAAAGAAAGAGGAGGCCCGGCAGGCUGAAUUUGUCAGAAUAGGACAGGCUCUGAAGCUGAAGACCAUCGUGAGAGGGGAUGCACCAACUAGCCUCGUUACCACAGGCCUGUGCAGAAAAGAGCCAUGGGAGUCCCAGUCGUUCUGCAGCACGUUUCCCUACGAGAUUGUGUGCUCCGACUCGUGGGGUCAGUCUCUGCUGGUCGCCAUCGACACAGCUGGGGUCAUGCUGCUGGAUGGUCCUGAUCCAGCUUUGUCCAGUGGUGACACACAGACCCUUGCUCCAGUGCAGGUGUUUGACAAAACCAUCACCGUGAAGCAGAUGCACAUUUUGGAGCCUCAGGACCUUCUGAUCACCCGCGCUGACAAAGGAAAGGAUGCUCGGCUUUACGUGUUCAGGCUCAGCGUGAUCAAAAAAGACCUGGAGGAAAGGCAGCUCGUCAGAGGCAAGUGUGACUGCAGGGAGAACAAACUGGAGAAAACUAAAGGUUGCCAUUUAUACUCUAUCAACACUCACCACGGCUCCGAGCUGAGAAUAGUAGCAGCCAUCAGGACCAAACUCCUCCUAAUUACCAGAAAACAUCCUCGUUUCAGCGCCGUCGCCACGGGAGCCGACUCCCCAGUGGAGGAGUUUCAGUACAUUCGGGAGAUCUGCCUGUGUGAUCCGCCCGUGGUGAUGGCGCUGGUGGACGGCCCGACGGGGGAAAAUGACAACAUGAUCUGCGUGGCCUACAAACAUCAGUUUGACCUGAUCAACGAGAGCACCGGGGACGCGUAUCGGCUACAUCACGUAGAUGCCAACAGGGUAAACUUCGUAGCAGCCAUCGAUGUGUAUGAAGAUGGUGAAGCAGGUCUGCUGUUGUGUUACAACUAUAUUUGUUACUAUAAGAAAGUUUGUCCGUUUAACGGCUCCACGCCGAUGAUCCAGUCCAACACCUCUGAUUUCCACUUCAGCUGGAACCAGAUGCCCAAUGCUAUUGUUUGUGCGUUCCCCUACAUUCUGGCCUUCACGACAGACUCGAUUGAGAUCCGACUGGUGGUCAACGGAAACCUUGUCUACACAGCUGUGGUCCCAGAGCUACAACUGGCUGCUUCUAGGUUGGACAUUUAUUUUGUCUCGACGGCGCCGGUGAGCUCAGCCUCCAACUGCAGUUCGAGAGACACCAGCUCUCAGAGUUCCCCUCAGACACCCACUGGCUAUGAGAUGCCUGUGUUUCCCUCACCGCUCGGUGACGAUUCUAUACGGAUCCCCUAUGGUACCAAGCUUUCCCAGUACAUGUCUAAGGACACUGAAGGUGAGGUGACAUGUAAGCACAUCUUUAAGAUUCCUCUGUGUAACCUGGUGGGCCGCAGCAUCGAAAGACCCCUGAAGUCCCCUCUGGUUAAUAAGGUGUUGGCAGCACCGCCUCCCACCAUGAUGGCCCAGACCCCGCUGAUCUCCGCCACGCACUCGCUGUCAUUGUCCCGCAUGGAGAUCAAAGAGAUAGCCAGCCGCACACGCAAGGAGCUGCUCGGCUUGACGGAGGAGCCGAGCGGGAAAUCCAACAGUGGGUCAGUCAAACAGAGAAAGAUGAGCAAGAAGAACACGGACGAGGAGCCCAAAGCUCGACCGCUGACGUCCACAAACAGUGACAGGUUGGCCUCGGAGUCCGUGGAAGCAGAGCUGGACGUCCAGCUGCACUGUCCCGAAGCCGAACCGGAGACGCUGCAGGCAGAGAGUCCUCCUCUCGCCAGUGCAUUCCCACUCUCCACCUCCUUCGAAGACGAUGUCCUGGACCUAAAAUGAAGACAAUCCCUGUUGUGCAUUUCACUGCUCGCCCACUCCUGCGCCGUCACUCUCAUUUCAUUGUUUAGUUUUCAUUUCUCUGCUGUUGCUUUUUAUUUCAACCCCUUUCUGAGAUUCCGACAUCCUGAGAUUUUUCCAUUCACUUGGACAGGAUCGCCAUCGGGGUGCGGUGGAAGUUACGUCCGUGUGCAUGUUUGUUGUCGUGAGCCGUCCCUCAGCUGCUGUUUGCUGGGUGUUUGUGUAGCCCUGCAGCAAACAACCCAAAGAGGCUGUAAGGUUGUUGCGUAUUUGGACAUCUGCAGUAGCUACGAGUGAUUGGUUUGGCCCCCAAACCACAAACUGAACGUAAAUCUGUGCACCGAGGUACCACACAGGUCUGCUGGUCCACAGCUCCCUCUGAUCUAGCUAAAUAUGUGUUGUAAAUUAUGCGUUGUAUUUGAUUUCUGAUCCGCUUCCAAAUGUUGUAUGAUAUGCAUAAGUGUGUGUGUACAUCUGUUUAUACAUGAAGCUGCAUUUGGUGACAGGCUUGAAUCUGUCCACUCUGUGAUGCAUAUUUAUAGAUAUAAUAUAAAAAUCCAUUUUCUUUCAUCCUUUAGUAAAAGAUUGAUGUUCGAUGCUCUCUUCACAUUUCAGUCGUCAGGCCUAUCCUUAUUCACCACCAGACAGGUUGACAGGGCAGGAGGCAACGUAUCCCACAAGUGCCAGCAUUUCCCAGCAUCCUCCAUUGAACUACCAUUUUUAAAACAUCCCAUAGUCUUGACAUUAGCAGCCAUGAUUGUAGUUCUCAGAAGUUUAGAGGGGUCCAGUCAACUCCAGUCAAGUUGGUAGAGUUAAAUUCCUAGAGGCACUCUCUUCAAGCCACAUUCCUGUGACAUUAUUAAGCAAGCAUGGGCUCUUCCACUUACCCGGGGUCGGGUCGUGGGAGCAGCAGCCCAAACUUCCCUCUCCACAGCCACUUCUGGGGAAAUCCCAGCAGAAAAUGCACAUGUGCUUUAUCUGCUGGUAUGCUGUCCCUGGGGUUAGGGUAAGAGUUCGGGUGCAGGGUAAGAUUACAGCUACAUCAGUCUGACAUUCCCGGUCCUGUCAGACUGGCAUAUUCUGUAAUAUGGGUAUGCCAAUCUGACAAGGUAUGGUGCUUCGACAGAACGCCGGCUCCAGACACACACAUGUUGCUGAGGUAAGAAAACUGACCAACAGCUCUGCCAACCAACGAAAGACAGGCUGCAGUCACAGUCAACAGGUCCGUCACCUAAACGUUUCCCUACAAGAACAAAACCAGACU